This is a messenger RNA of Amphiprion ocellaris (clown anemonefish), 9660 nucleotides long. RefSeq names its product methyl-CpG-binding domain protein 5. Gene Ontology annotation, molecular function: chromatin binding; DNA binding. Gene Ontology annotation, cellular component: nucleus; chromocenter. Bases 609 to 4952 code for a protein of 1447 amino acids. Lineage: Eukaryota; Metazoa; Chordata; Actinopteri; Pomacentridae. The transcript is spliced from 10 exons. The record is from RefSeq and is a predicted model, not a curated record.
GUAGGAGAAGCAGCAGAGGCAGAGAACUAAUGGGUAGGCUCCUUAUUCUUAUUCUUCCUCGGCUCUCUAACGCUCUACCGCUCGGCUACUCCUCCGCUGUAGCACCGGUACGCUCUCGCUGGCAUGCCCGGGAACCAUGGGAAUACCACUACCCAACUGCGUUUGGGAACCAAUAUGUUGAACAUGCUCCACAUGUCUGACUGAGGGAUUGUAUCCUGGGCGAAUGGUAAAAGAUUAAUAAUAGAGGACUUUCCCCCCUGAAAGCACAGCUCGUUCCUGAUCCUCACCUUUUACGUCCAGCAUCUUCCCGAGUCGGAUGGCUCUGAAUGACAAGAUGCAGUAAUGGAAGUCUGCGUGCCAUUCAGCGCUGUAGCCAUGAAGCAGCUCAAAGGGUAGGGGGUCUGCCGUGAGCUCGCCCUCACCCUUACCCGCCCACCGGCUCCACCCGAGAGCACACUCCCACGUUGAAUCCCCGACCCGCCUCCUCGACACGCCCACCUCCACCUCCACCACGGCUUUGGAAGACGAACAUGACGUGCGUUGCGACGACACUGGUUGAUGUCUGAUAGAUAUACCUCUGAGGCGUCGAGCGUAAAACCGGUGGAGCAAUGAAUGGCGGAAAGGACUGCGAGGCGGGAGAUGAGAGGCAGGCCGUCCCUGUCCAGGUCCCCAUUGGCUGGCAGCGGAAGGCGGAGCACGGCGGCGGGGUCGUGUACAUAAGUCCCAGUGGCUCGGUGCUGUCCAGCUUGGAGCAGGUGAAGACCUACCUGCUGACAGAUGGAACCUGCAAAUGUGGCCUGGAGUGCCCGCUCAUCCUCCACAAGGUGUUCAACUUCGACCCAGGGGCGGCUGUCAAGCAGAGGACAGCGGAGGACGUGAAAGCAGAUGAAGACGUCACCAAACUCUGCAUUCACAAGAGGAAGCUUCUGGCUGUGGCCACAUUGCACAGGAGUAUGGAGACGCACCCACCGCUGACACUGACCAGUCCAGGGGGAGGUACGUCAUCUGUGGUCGCCGUGCAUUCCACGACUCAACGAGCAAUAAGGACUAAACCCCACGAUAGCCUGCCCAAUGCUGUUGGUCCUGACUGCAAGAAUCCUUUCAAGAUGAUGAUGGCAGCUGGACAGCAGCAGCAGCAGAGGCUGUAUCCACCCCAGGAGAUGGGGGGAGCCCAGCAGCCAGAGCUCUACUCUGGGUACGCCAGGCCUCAGCGACUGGGCAGUGGGGAGCCAGGCCCCAAAUCCCCUUACCGGGCCGGAUAUGGAGGCAUGCUGAGCCCACCUCCAUCCAGUGCUAAGCUGUAUGGAGAUGGCUCACAGUCUCCCAGUGCAGACACUCUGGGCAGCCCUGAGGGCUUUUCAAGGACCAAUCCUUGUGGGUUUCCUGGAGCCGGCAGUCCUGGCUCAGCCUCCAUCCACGGGAACACGCGGACGCCUCUUUCCCCACCCAGUAUGAUGCUCCAUGGCUCCCCUGCAGGCCAGCCAUCCUGCGCCAUGACAGGAAGGACUAGCACACCCCUCUCCCCCACGGCCACUGCCAAAAGCCCUGUCAUGAACAUGAACAUGCCACGGGGGAACUUUCCCCCUGGUAUGGAUAUACCCCGUGCAGCAUUUCACCAUAAAACACAGCCCCCUGUGCACCCUGUACCGCCCCCUCCAUCCAUACCGCCAUCCUGUGCCCUCCAGAAAAGGCAGUUAACCUCAGAAAAGGACCCCUUAGGCAUCCUGGACCCCAUCCCCAGCAAGCCAGUCAGCCAGCCCCCCACCAAUGCCCCAAACCCUUCCAACUUCCAGCCUAACAUCCACUCUCAGGUACCAAUGAUGAAUGUAAACAUACCCCCUCCCGCCAUUGUUCCCUUGCCAAGCAACUUACCUUUACCCACAGUGAAGCCUGGGCCUGUGGGCCAUGGCGGCCAUGUUCAAAGGACUCAGCAGGGUGGUCCGGCUUCCUCCAUGUCUCCCUCCCCCGUCACCUCCCCUGUCCAUAUGACUGGGCCUGCGCAUGGGAGGAUGGAGGCCUCCCCUCAUCGCUCACGUUCAUCCUCCACCUCCUCUGACCACGGGAACUUUGCAAUGCCCUCAGGGCACCAGGCCCCGUGCGGUACCAUGAAGGUUCCUCCUCGUUCCCCCAGGUCGGCCAUGGGCUCGCCCAGGCCAGCCAUGCCCUCCAGUCCCUCCACCAACAAAGCUGACCCACUGCACCAGUACAAAGACUCCCAGAUGCUGCCUGGGAUGGGAAACUCAAUUGGUUCCCAGCAGCACAGCAAUCCCAUGUACUCACCCACCUCUUCCUCCUCGUCGUCAUCUUCUCUGGCAACCCCCAGCGCUUCCCAGAAGGGCCACCCAGGACUCCUGGGGAUGCCCCUCAACCAGAUCCUCAACCAACAGAAUGCCGCUUCCUUCCCCGCCAGCAGUCUCCUGUCAGCCGCAGCCAAAGCACAGCUAGCAAAUCAAAACAAACUCAGCGCUGCUGGCAACAGCACUGCUGGCAUGGCUGGUGGUGGUGUUGGCAUGUCAAGCAUGGGGGCAGGUGGUGGAGGUAACGGAGGGGGUGGCGGGCACCCUGGCUCUAUGAGCGGCCCUCGAGGCAUGGAGGGACACAGCACUUUAAACCCCAUGCUCCCGCCAAACUCCACCAUGCUGCUCAACACUCCUGAGGGCCAGAGUGGCCGGGCGGCUCUCAGAGACAAGCUCAUGGCCCAGCAGAGGGAUCCCAUGCGCAAACGGAAACAGCCGUCGGGCAACGCCGCUGUGAACCACGACAACACUAACAACAUGGUCUACAACAUGCUUAACAAACCAGGCAUGGGAGGAUCCCACAUGCCGGGGCCCAGUGCCACUGAGCAGCUGCGAAAAGUGGGCCGACUUGGAAACCUUCACCCAACCACGUCCAUGGCCCAGCUUCUGCAGUCCAUGAGCUGCCAGAGUUCCCACAACAUGGCUGGCAACAGCCAUCGCCCAGGCCUGAGUCCCGGCCCGGGACCUGGUGCUCAAGGAGCUGCGCCGCUGCACUACAACGACAGCACAGGCAUGGUCCCUGGUGGUCCUCAGCAGAACCUCCUAGUUCAGCAGAGGCUGCGGGGUCCGGGAGAUACCAUGCAGCACUGCCAGAACAUGGACACCGCUGGGGGCCACCUGGGCCCUCGUCCAGGCCAGUUCCCUGACAUGAUGGCUCAGAUGCAGGCCUCUUCCAUGAGUAACUGUAGGCCUAUGGGGCCAGGCGGUGGACCGGUGGGACCUGACGGCAUGCUGCUGGGCCGCCCUAACACUAACCCCCCAACACUGUCCCAUCCCGGCCCUCACCCCUCACAGCUUCACAGUAUGGGGCGGACUAACAUGGUGAUGCCACAUGGAGGUGGCGAUGGAAGCUGCACCCAGGCUGUCUCUGAUCCGGGAAACCCGUCAUCACUCGGCUGUGGUAUGGGCGCCCUGCAGCCGCACGUCAACGCCGGCGGAGGUCAGAUGUACCAGCAGCAGGUCCACCAGGGCAUGCAGCAGGGGGUGGCGUCCCACCCGGCCUACCAGGGACAGCAGCACUUCUCUGACAACCCCCCCUACUCAGACAGCAACAACGCCAACGCUGGCUCCAUGGCCUGCCUCUACCAGAACUACCAGCAGGGGAUGUUGCCGCACCCACAGUUUGGGGAGGAUCAGCAGCCCCAGGGCGAGGGGCUUCCAGCGGGGACACCAGGCUCUGACAGGGGUCAAGGCGGAGGUCCAGAGUCAGUGGAUGCCAUUUACAGAGCCGUAGUGGACGCCGCCAGCAAGGGCGUGCACGUCACCAUCACCACCACCGUCAGCGGGACCACGCAGGCCAGUCCGGUGCCUGCCCUCAGCGCCAUGAGUGCCUUCACAGCCUCCAUCGGGGAGCCCGUCAACCUCCCCCAGGCCGUCAGCGCAGUCCUGCACGGGCACCAGGAGGGGGAGGUGCCGCAGGCCAGGCCGAGGCAGGUGAGGCUGGGUCGGGGUCAGAAGAACAUGGAUCCAGGGAAGAGCACUCCGGACGGCUCCGAGGCCGACUACUUCCGUUCUCCAGGUCGCGGGACCCCCAGAGGUCAGUGGGACGGAGAGUCACAGCAUGGCGGAGGUUUCGAUGCUCACAGUAACAACAGCGCCUGGGGGGGCGAGGAGUUUCUAGAGUGCUCUACCCAGGUGAGGAGUAGUCCUUGCAUGGAGAGACCCGCCAGCCUGGCUCCUGCCCCGCCGUGUCCCACUGAGGGCUCCAACGACCACGGCCUGGCCAUGGCCCACGACAAGGCCUUUCUGGACGACGGAUACCGGUUCAACAACUGCAGCCGGACGCCCGCCAACUACAAGGAACGUCUGGAGCAGACGGUGGAACGCUGCGCCCACAUCAAUGGCGCCACACCCCACUUCAACACCCGGGGUUACGGUGAAGUCCUGGGCCCUCCGCGGCAGGACCUGACGGGGGACGACCAGUCGCCCAGCUCCUCCACCAGCCUGGAGGGGCCUUUGGCCACAGCCAAAGACUACAGCCACUACAAUGGCCACUUCAACGGCAUGGCGCCCAGCCCCUCGGACACAAAGAGCCUGAGCAGCGAGGAGGACCUACGGCAGCCGGACUCUCCGUCGUCAGAGCUGCUUCACUACCGCUCCAGGACCUUCAACAUGGGAGAGCUGGUCUGGGGCCAGCUGAAGGGCUUCCAACCCUGGCCUGCCAAGCUGGCCGGGGACGAACAAGUGCACAGCGCUGCUAUGCAGCUGCGGGAGCAGGCCAAGGUCGAGCCAGAGAAGCUAAAAACACUAACUCACGAUUUGGAGGCACUCGACCGAGCCGCCAAAAGAGGCCUGAAACCAGGGAAACUGAAUAAUCACUUGGAAGCUGCUAUCCACGAGGCCAUGAGCGAGCUAGAUAAGAUGUCGGGCACAAUCCCGUCGAGGGAUCGUCAGGUGAAGCUCCCCAAGCCUAAGAGGAGGAAGAUAUCCAGAUAACAUUGAAUGUGUCGGCCCAAGAACGUCCUCAAAGCCUUUCGGAGACUUCGUCCGUUCAGCUUUGAUGCGAUCUGAGCUCUCUAACAGGUGCUACACAUGGACUUUCAGUGGUACAUCGUUGUUCCAUGAUAUCAACUUGACUUAAUGACUGACCACAGAAGGUGCUGGAAAUUCCAAUCACCAAUACAGUUUUAACUGUAGAGAAGAAAAAAAAAAGAAAAAAUACAGAAAAACAUCAAAAACGGUUGCAAUUUGUCUACAGCUCACUGAAUUAACUAUUUUUUUCUAGUAUAAGAUAGUAAAAUAAACAAAAAAAAGCUACAAGCAUUACCUUACAUAUUUAAGAAAAAUAGACAGUCCAAAUAUUUCUGAUACAUUUUCAAUAUGUAUAUAGAUAAUCCUGAAAUUUCAUGCUAUGAAGAAUUGUAUGUAAAUAUUGUACAAUGUCAUGUACAAGCGUACCUAAUGCACAUUUUAUCUUUUAUUGUACAAAAACAAAGCAGAAGAAGUGUACCAAUGUCUUGGUUUCUAUUCAGAAAUGCGGUUGCAUACGGCCGCAUGCAUAGGAUAAAUAAGAAUACAGCCUAAAGCUUUUAUAUGAUGAACUGUAAGACGUGCUGUUUUUCUUUUUUUGGUUGGUUGUUUUUUUUUUUUUUUUAAAUAUUUUCUCCUUUCUUUUGUAAGGGAACAGCAGUGAAACAGGCAUGAGUAUAUGAGUUCUCCAUUACAGCAGUCACUUCACACCAGUUAAGUGUUCAUUUUGUAUUGGGGACAAAAAGAUUUCAAACACAGAAUGAACUUUACCAGCAGAAAGUGUUCAGUGGCCUGACGAAUGUUGGUAAACCUUCAUCUGCUCCACCGGUCGCCUCUUUAACAGGAAAAUCAUGAUUAUUUUGUCCAGUUUGUGCUUAAAAAAACUACAUUAUGUGCGGUUGGCUGGUGAAUUUUCUGGGUUUACCAAUUGUUGUAACUGGCAAACAAAAGAAAGUUGUUACCUGCCGUUAUUGGAAGGAAAAAUCCACCCUCUGGCAACAUUUUCUAGACUUUAAUGAAUGCUUAAAAGUGACGCAUGAAAAGUAACAACGAAAGCAGUGAAAAAAAGGCUUAAAAUUAAGUUUCCAGCUUCUCAAAUGUGAUAAUUUGGGGCAUUUCUUCGUUUUUUUAUCAUCGUAAAUUUACAGUUUGAAGAGGGGGAAAAGAUGAAGCAGAUGCAGCCACAACUCAAAACUAACGCCGUGUUUCCGUUAGCAUUUUAUUUACCGCCUGACAUGAAAGACUAACGACAACUUUCCAGAUUGAGAACAGUUCUUUCCAGUUUUCUUUUGUUGAUGGACAGUUUUUUCAUUUUUUCUUCUUGGAGGCUGUUUUAGCUGUUGGACAACAGCUGCGUUUAUUUGGGCUUCUUCUACUGUUAAUUGAAGCUAAUGUAGCCUACAGCGCCAUCCUCAGGCAACUCUUUUUUGCACGAUAUUUUAAAAGCUUGCUGUAAUUCUGUGUGGUUUAGUUGUAAUACAAGAGCCAGUAUUCUGUCUCAAAAUUAAUAUUCGGAUACCACCAUAACGACCGAAUAUUUGGGUAUUCGGGUGCAACCCUAAAAAAAAAAAAUCAGUUUGAAUCAUUUUUUGAGAGAAAAAAGUCUAAAUUCUGUAAUUACAGCUUCUUAACUGUGAAUAUUUUUGGUUUUCUAAACAGUAAACUGACUAUAUUUGGGUUUCUGGACAUUUAAAGUUGUCAUUUUCUGACCUUUUAUAGCCCGAACAGCUAAUAAAUUAAACAGAUUGAUUUGUUUUUUUGAGGGAAAAAAUCCAAAUUCUCUGAUUGAGGCUUCUUAAAUGAAUAUGUUCUGGUUUCUUUCCUCCUCUGUAACAGUAAACUGACUAUCUUUUGGUUGUGGAUAAAACAAGACAUUUGUUAUGUUGGAUUUUUCCAUCAUUUCACAUUUUUCUGACCUUUUAUAGACCAAACAAGUAAUCAGUCAACUGACAGAAUCAUCAACAAUGAAAAUAUAUGAAUGCAGCAGCUCAGUUUUUAGUUGUUGUUGUUAGUUUCAGUCAGGCUUUAAAUAGGAGGAUGCAUUUCUACACGUGUAAUCUUCAGGCUGCUUCGGUCUUUUGUCAUGUUUACAUGCAAAAAGCUGAUUAAAACCUGCUCACAUGUCCGAGAAAGUGGCAGAAUUCUCGCUACUGACACCUCGUUUCUCUAACCGGCUUGCAGCAGAAAGACAACUAACCCCGUCACACCUCCAUGAAGCGCACGUUAACGCGCCGUACGGUCGUCGCAUUACUGAAAGCAUCGUGGCUGCGUUGCAUUCGGCUCAUUACGGCGUCAAAAUUGGUGUCUGCACCUCAUCUCGGAUCUGUUUCUCCUUUUCAUUACUGCCGAACGUCGGUACAGAUUGAUGUUUCUAAAAUAAGGCUCUCACUUUACUCAGUGUUUGCGCUCACAGAAACUCCGCUGCAGCUGGAAGAACUGUAAUUUAACUUGGCUUUGGGAAGCAACAAAAACCGGGUGGAUUUUUCCUUCAGUCGCAGGCUGCAUCGAUGAUUUCUGUCGUGAUUAUGUUCUCGUGCUUGUUUGUACAGUGAUUUUUUUACUUUAUUUUUAUUUCCUUUUCCACAACUGUAGCGUUUUGUUUUUUUUUUUUGGCCACAACUAUAGCUUUAGGUAGAGUAACCAACCUCUAGAUUAUCAAAAGCAACACUAACUCAAGAGCAAACGAAAGCAUUUCUUACAUUUAGGGGCCUUGUGUUUUUAUUUUUGAUUUAUUUUUUUUUGUUCUGCAUAUUGAUGUAAAUUAUUUAUGUACAGUACUCCAUAUUUAUUUUAAGCUUUACAAAUAUGCUAGAUGGCAAUAAUACUACCAAGAGUUGAGAACUCAAGCCUUAUAUGUGUAUAUGUAUGUUUUUUUGUUCUUUUUUUAACAAGAUCAUGUAUUCAGAGUCCAUUACAAAGGUCAUAUUCCCUUUUAUUUAAGAAGUGAGCAUUACAGAUAACAGUUCUUUUUUUUUUUUUUUUUUUUUCCAGUGAGGCUUACUUGUUUUUGAUACCGAUUGUGUCAUGGAUUUCUUAAGUAAAGAAAUGCUAUUUAUGAAUAUGCACGUCUGAGAAGGCGGAUGGCGACGUCUUGUGUUGGUAAAUAAAUGCAGUUGUUUUUUUGUUUGUUUUUUUUUAACACUACAAACUCUGAAAAGUCUGAAGCGGAAUCAUCACUUGAUCAGUCUGACAGUAUUGGGAAGUCCGGAUCAACACGACGGCUGCUCCUCCAGAUCAAAAAACCAACCAACAGCGACCUGAAAUCACUACAGAAUUAUCGAGUGCAAUAUACAAAUCGAUGGCGAAGAUCAACUGCUUAGAAAACACUGCAUCUCUUACUUUUUUUUCUCUCCUUCGUCUUGGACUUGUAAUUUGCUGCCUAUUUUCUCCUUUGAUGUGCACAAAUAAUCUCUUAUUCUUGUUUUUUUUUUUUUUGUUUGUUUGUUCAGAUGCUCUAACCUCGGAGCAGUUGAAGGUAGUAAUUCAUUCGUUUUGAUUUAAUGAAAAUAUCUCACUCCGGAAGUCCAAAAUCCCCCCUGAAAACGUUUACUAAAAAUGCCAUUUACUUGAACUUUUCAUGAGAAACUCAACUAUUACAAAUGUUUGUUUUAUUUUGACGUGCAAAUAACCUUAAAACCAAAUAAUACACUAGAUAACGACACUAUUUUAAAACAUAUCCACAGCUUUCGGAUGUGCACACAAACUGACAAAUAUCUCAAACAUGGAGCCUCCGAGUCAAAUUCUUUUGUUUUUGUGUUUUCAGAACCUUAAGUUGUACUGUAAAGAAAAAAAUCGAGGACAUUUGGAUACUUUUGACGCAUAUUUCAUCGUUUGUUCUUCCAAAUGUCCCCCUUUUUUCCUUUGUGCCCACUUUUGAGAACCUCAGGAGUGGAUUUUGUAUUAUUUUUUUUACUGUAAACUGACAUGGAAAAGCCUCUUUUUUUUCAAAAUGUGACAUUUAUCGUUGAAGAACACAGGCUCUUUCGGUAAAGUUCAUUCUGCCCCCCCCCCACCCCCCCCCACCCCCCACAGUUUUUUGUGCAAUGACAUGCAGGAACCCGCUCUCAUGUUGGGAACCCAUGUGUUAUGGAUCUGUUUUAUCAGUUUCAUGUUAUUUGUGGUCAAGAGGUGGUCUGUGCAGUCUAUUUUUUCCCCCCCUUUCUGCCUGUGAUUGUGUGCGUGUGAGGUGUGAGUGUGAUUUUUAUUUUUUCCGGUGUUUGUUUUCCCGCUCCUUGAAUCCCCUCUUCUACCCUUUUGUUGUCAGUAUUUUAUUUCUUCAACUUGUAAUUAAGUAUAUAUUUUCUCACUAAUAUAUACUUUACAAAAAAUAGACUUGCGUGAAGUAUGAUGUGCACUUGAUUGCUCUUGUUUUAUUUUUCUUUUUUUUUGCAUUAAUGUGGGCUAGGGAUAGUUUGUCAGAGUCCAUUAUUUUGAGAUUGUUUGGACUUUUCUUUUUUUAAAUGGUUUGAUGUAAGCAGCAUUUUUUUGUAAAUAUUGUGAAACAUUACAGGUCAUGCAGUGAUGUAACAUUUUGAAUAAUGUUGCACAGAUGUUUAAGAUAUUAAAAACAUGGUCACUCUUACUUGAAUAAUCUAGUUUGCAGCGGGUUAUUGUUGUUAAUUAUUGUUCCUUUAUCGUCCCCAAAUUAUUUUAUAUAAUAAAUCUAAAAAUUGGA